CGCAGUGAAAUUUUACUUCAAUUUUUAUCACGAAAAUACGUAUCUUUUAAAGAUAAAAUUACCCCGAAACUCGCACAAGCUCGAUUGUGCUAGCUUGCCCUGUAGUGAAGAUGAAUCUGAAUGAAGUGAUAUACGUCGGGAAUGUCCCGAAGCAAGCGACCGAUGCGGAGCUCGUCGAUUUUUUCAAAGAUGUCGGACGAGUCGUAAAGGUGUCCUUUAUGCGGGAGAUGCGAAACGACUGCCGGACCAAGAUAGCGUUCGUCCUGUUCGAAAACGAAAUGCAGGCCCUGAAAGCUUGCAGCUUCGAUCAGACCAUCUUCCAGUGGAACCGGAUCAUCGUGAUGCUGGUCAACGAUGAGCGCCACUUCUGGGCCGGGCAUACGGUUAUCGUGCGGAAUAUUUCGUCUGAAACCAACGAGGAAGACCUAUUUGAUGCAUUCGGGCGAUACGGCACAAUAGAGGCUGUCCAGAUUCCGACGUGCAACUUUGCCUACAUUGGAUUCCGCGAUAAGUCGGCAGCGGUUGCAGCUCAACGUUUGAACAAUACCACGCUUGGCAAGACCAAGAUUACGGUUCAAGUCUCGCAGCGGAACAUGCGUGUGAGGUUGGAAGAUUUGGACAGCUUUAAAACACCACGGGUCUACAAUGAGCUUAUGGAUGCCAAACUGAAGUACGAUUAUAAUAAUGACGCCAGUGUAUCGGAAACGGACAAAACGGCUCCUCAGACUCAUCAGGCUUUCGACGACUACGAGGACGACGAGGACAACCGAGUCUAUGAUCCGAUUACGAACCGUUUCUAUGAUAAACCAAAGACGAACGAACCUAUGAGAGAACAUAGCUUCGUUGAGGAAAUUAUUGACGAUGAUGAUGACGAGGACAUUUUGGUUCCACCUUCGGUUUCGUGGUACAAGGACAAGGAUGAAGGGACAGCAGUGUCGAUUGAUUUGGUAUCCCCUCAGCAUUCACCCGAACAAGAUGUUUUUCAGGAAGAAGAGGCGGAUGAUGAUGUCGAAAUGUCCUCGGUGGAGAUCAGACGACGGGACAUCGACUUCGGGAAAUCUGUUCUGAUACCGAUUUCUAAAAGCGCAGUCCGGGUGGAAAAUAUUCCGCGGGAGGUGUUCGACGAAGACAUCGUGCGAUACUUUACCAAGUUUGGUUUGGUUACAAGCAUCGAGAUUGCACAGUCGUCGAAUUGUAUAUUUAAUAAGGUCUACACCAUUAUCUACCAGCAUCAAUCGGUCGCGGAAAAGGUGGUGGAGUGUUUCAAGCGAAAGUGUGAAUUUUCCGGUGUUGUCUGUUCGGUGUUCACGUUACGGCCGGAGGACGUCCUCCAGGAAGUGUCCGGCAAAUGUGUCAUCGUAGACUACAUUUCCGACAGUAUCGUAUACGAGGACGUGGUAGACGCUUUCCGCCAUGUCGGACAAGUGGUCUAUUUGAGAAAAACGGCACGCAACGCGACGCCGAGUGUUGUCUAUUUUCGCCAUCGGAUUUCGCUGGAUCGUGCCAGGCAGGUGACGGACAUCGACGGCGAUAAGGUGCGGGUGGUGCCCUUCAGUCAUGAUGCGUUCCGUAGGUUCACUUUGGAGAAUAGCACCCUGAAGGGUGCCAGCGCACCGUGCGGAAAGAAACCACUGAAGAAGCUACGCCUGACCGAUAUCGAGAUGAAGGAGGAACAGGAACGGAUCAAGCACAUGAUCCUGAGGACGGUGUACAAUCCAAACUAUCGGAAUCCGGACCCAAAGAGUCUGGGCAAUGAAGUCGUUAUCUACAACUGCCCCGUAAGGACAUCGCUCAAAGACCUUCGCCGGCACUUUAUCAGCAUAGCUUUCGUCACUCACAUGCGCUGGGAGCAGAGCCGCUUCGAUACCAACACGCGGAAGGUGUACGCCAGCUUUUGCUCCUUCGUCGAUGCCUUCAAUGCCGUGCGCAUGAAGGGACCCAUGGAUAACUAUCCUAUCUUCAAGCACUUGGCUAGCGAGAAACCGAAGCUGGAAACGCUGGAGACGGUGCAGAUCGAUUGUGAACAAGAUGAUAUCUCUGUGACCAAAAUGUACAACUCGUUGGUGGGACGCGGAGCCAUCACGUUUGUCGAUAAAGUGGAUCAUAAUAAGUUUCUGGUUAUCUGCCGAGAUUCCAAGACAGCUAAGAAAAUUAUUCAGGUGAAGACUCUUGCCAAAAGUGCCAUUAAAGCAUCAUUGUAUCGGGAUGUGAUUAAUCAAAAGAAUACUCAAGAUCUUCCAACGCCCAUCCGGCAGAGGGAUGGUUCUCCCGAACAACGUAAUCAGCAGCAACCGCGGCACACCGAAGCAUCAUCUCGUCGGAAUCUUCCGAUUCCGAUGGAUGAUCUCAUUGCCAUGCAGAAGCGAAUUAUGAACGAUGAGUACGAGGAUCGCCGUCCUCCAUCGCGGGAUGGCCAUCGCCAUGGUCCAGCGCACGAUAACGAAUGGGAGCGGGAUUUCGAUCGCGGCGGCAGACGUUCUCCUAGCUUUAGGAGAAACUCAAUCGAUAUGGAUAUCACUGACGAUCAACCGGAACCAGCUGCACCAUAUCAUCGCCACGGUCAAGAAUUUUUGAGAAAUUACGAGGAACCACAUUUCAAUCCAGGCUAUCAAAACGACUACCAUCGUGCGCGGGAAGAGACUCUAUUUUUCACCAAUCCUCCAGCGCCAAGCAUGCUUCCGCUAGGAGGGCCACCGAGGGAUUAUAUUCAGGGCUGGGCGCCUGUAGGGCCGAUGUACGAGCCCCCAGCCAUGGUCCCAGCUCCCGUUACCAGGAAUGUAUUCAUACCACAACCACCGGCACCGGGAACGGGCAUUGUCGGAGGUCCACUUGCGCUACCCCUUCCCACCAUAACGAUCCAUCGUAUUCAACCGGAUGUUCCACCGCAUCCGGUACCGCAACAGGGUGAUCUCCGUGAAUACUUAGCGGAGAAAAGAAACACCCGACCCCGGGACACCUACGAUCCGACGGAAGAGUUAGAUCAUCAAUUAGAUGAUCUCAACUCUGACCGACCAGUCGCUCCCAAAGAGAUAGAUCGCAUAGAGAGUUACAUUCGCGAAAAGGAAAGGCAAAUCCAGAAUCGUCUACAUCUGCUAGACAAACAGCUAACCGACGUCGGAGGACCAUCGCAAGCCAGCCAUUCUCGAGAGCGAGAGCGCUCUGUCUCGCCAAGCGAUCGCAAGGCACAAGAGCGCAUUAAGCAAAUUCGCGAGGAAAAGGUAAAUGUAACCCGGCAAUUGAGCCUCUUGCUUAGGAUGCCUAAUUAUCGGGAAUCUCGCGAAUUUAUCGCCCUCUGUGAACAUCAAUCGGCACUCGACAGGGAGUGCACCGACAUUAAACGACAACUUGAAGCGAAGAAGUUGUGGCUUGCCGAGAGAGCCCGUUCUCUAUCUCAGGAAACGAACAAGCAGCAACAGGCGCAUCCACCAAAGAGUCGAUCUCGAGAACGGCGCAGUCGGAGUUUAUCACGAGGAAGACGUCGUCUAUCUCGUAGCCGUUCCCGUGAACAGCGCGAUCGGGGGAUCAACAUUCGGACCCGCCGGUCACGUUCACCCGAUCGCUAUCGCCGAAACCGAUCAACAUCGAGGGAUCGCGCAAGACAUCGUUCUAGGUCGACCGAGCGUGGCCGGCGCUACAAUCGGCGACCUGAGAACACCAGAAGACCUGAGUCGCUUAUGCGCGAGAUGCGUCAACUGGGACGUGCACGGGAAGGAAAAUCCGACCAAUGCGUAUUCAUUGGCAACAUUGCUGAAGGAGUUCGUCAGGAAGAAAUGAAAGCAACAUUCGCCCGCUAUGGAAGGCUCGUUGAGUGCGAUUUUAGUUUACUGGAGAAGUAUGGUGAAAUCUACAUCGAUUACUACCAGCGGGAGGAUGCUUUCAGGGCCCUCGAAAUGAACCGAGUCAAGUUCAACGGCAAACGAUUGCGCGUGGCUUUGAACUGUCGAAAGCCGGCCAAUCGAGAUGGGUACAGUGUGAUUGUGGAAAUGUCGGAACCCGUUCCCGAACGUGACCUGUAUGCCCGCUUCGAUAGCUGCGGGGAAAUAGAGUUUAUCUGGCACCAUGAUAAUUCCACGCUCGCUACCAUUACAUUCGAGAGACCUGAAUCGGUGCUGAAGGCAUUGGCCAUCAGAGAGCUGCAUAAUCGCAUUCCAAUCAUAGUCCGAGAGUAUGUGGAAAGUGAACGUUGAAUGAUUUUAGGUGUUAGAAUGUAUGUACAGGAAUUUUAAAACAUACAUACCACUGCUCGUAAAAGCAUAACGGUCACAUCUUUGCUUGAUUUCCUAUUCAAAUGGGACUGCUAUGCGUUUAUUGGUAGUAUAGUAAGGUGGCAUUGAAGACGCAACCGACGGAAGCCAUUGAGUGUAAGUAUCUCAUUAUAGUAUUUUUACCUGCCCGUUUCAAUAAAUAAACCACCUGAACAUUACUGAUCGUUCCAAUAUUCACUUGCUUCGAAACUCUUUGAAACCCUGAAAUGUUUCUCCUGACUUUCCUUCUGUAAAUGGUCUGACAGUAGUUAAUCCUUGGAGUAAGAUAAAGAGUGUACACAAU
Ochlerotatus camptorhynchus is the source of this 4548-nucleotide messenger RNA. RefSeq lists its product as uncharacterized. The record is from RefSeq and is a predicted model, not a curated record. The transcript has 7 exons. Gene Ontology annotation, cellular component: nucleus; cytoplasm. Gene Ontology annotation, molecular function: mRNA binding. The coding region runs from base 111 to 4187 and encodes 1358 amino acids. Lineage: Eukaryota; Metazoa; Arthropoda; Insecta; Diptera; Culicidae.